AUGCUUCAAUAUCUGGAUAGCCUUCUCAAACUUUACGGUUUAUUCAAUUUUUAUCAGCUUUGGAUCGCCAAGUAUAUGGAGAAGGCUAAUAUUGAUAGAUAUGUGAGUGGACAACUGAUAAAAUGUUUGCUAGGUUUGGGUUUAUCCACUCUCUAUUUUGCUUGGAUCCGAAAUGAGGAUUUCAUGGGCAAAGAUAUUUCCGAUAAGAACUUUUUUGCUCGAGUACAUCAUGUACAUGAUCCUUUCUUUAAUAAUUUUUUUGGAUUAAAGUCAACACCUCGAAUGCUUCCCGAAGUUGGCAUGACCUGGAUGGAUUGGUUUAAUUGUGCAACACUGGGGUAUUUUGGAUUGUGGCUGAAAGGCCAUUUUGUGAGCAUGUUCAGUUUUCCUUUUCUAUUUUCUUUUAUUCCGUUUGAAAUGUAUUUGUUGUAUGAUUUAAUUUCCACUGGAAUGCAUUGGCAUGUAAAUGGAGUCAUAUAUUAUUCAUUGUGGGCCCUUGUGUUGUACCACACUUGGUACCGAGUCCGAUAUCCAACUCGUAAAGACUCUGCUAGACCAGUGGGUAUUCCACUCUUUUUGUUGAUUUCAGCAUGUAGUGUUGUCUUUUUGAUUGACUUUUGGUUUGAAAUUGGCCUUAUCAAUAGAUUCAUUGGUAGUGGUGCUUUGGAAAAGAGAUUGAAUCAGCAGCACGCACAGGACCAACACGAGUUUCAUCCCUUCAUGACACAACCAUCACAGGAUGGUCAAGAGAAGUUUAGGAAAAUGGCAAACUUUUUAAGGGAAGAAAAUUAUUGGCAACACCAAUCUAAGGGUUCUCGAUUGUUUAACAUGCCAGCCUCAAGUCAUAGAUUUGUAGAAGUGUCAGAUAGUGACGAUGAUGACGAACCACCCGGAUUAGAAGAUGUUUCUGAUAUUUCUGUCGAGUAA
Messenger RNA from Naegleria lovaniensis, 927 nucleotides. RefSeq lists its product as uncharacterized. The record is from RefSeq and is a predicted model, not a curated record. Lineage: Eukaryota; Heterolobosea; Eutetramitea; Acrasida; Naegleriidae. Bases 1 to 927 code for a protein of 308 amino acids. The transcript has a single exon.